This is a messenger RNA of Lytechinus variegatus (green sea urchin), 1978 nucleotides long. Its product is annotated as serine protease 23-like. Gene Ontology annotation, biological process: proteolysis. NCBI's taxonomy places the organism in Eukaryota, Metazoa, Echinodermata, Echinoidea, Temnopleuroida, Toxopneustidae. The transcript has a single exon. Gene Ontology annotation, molecular function: serine-type endopeptidase activity. Bases 425 to 1651 code for a protein of 408 amino acids. The record is from RefSeq and is a predicted model, not a curated record.
UGAAGAGUAGUCACUGCUUUGCAACGGACGCGGCAUAAUUAAUAUUUCCAAUGUUAUAUGGCUGGUGAAUGGUGAACGAUUGCGUUGAUACUCCCAGGGUAGCAGACAUUGUCUUCACUGACUAAUGUUGUGGUAGCUUGGAUCAUAUGUACGCACUAAGGAAUGGACGAAGGACUUUUCACAUGAUCCAGAAAUACUUUCAAACUCAAAAAGAUUGGACGUUUUUCAUUCCUAGUCGCCUUUCCAUUUAGAACCAGCCCUUAUCGACACAAGUUUCAUUUAUUCAGGAAGAAGGUGAGAACUCCAGCAUGGAUGAUUUAGGAAUCUCGUGUCAAGUUUGAGUUUAACGACUUGAUCAUAUUGCCACAUCGGUAAAAACACUGGUCGUUACUGGAAAAUAUUUAGACAAUAAAUACACGUCACCAUGAUUUCGGCUUCGCUAUUAUUAAUCUUGUUGCCAUUUGGCGUUGUCGGGGUCGAAAAGGAGAAGGGAAAUAAUGGGAGUCAUUUCAAAUGGAAAGGAACAGGCAAGAAUCUGACUUAUUAUCAUGAAGUCUGGCACCCCAUCCAUUUCCCGCCAGGACACAGUAAGCUCACCGUGUCGGAUAUUCGACAUGAAACGGAUAGUACCGUGGAAGAUAAAGGAUCCGGUGGUAACCCAAAGCUCGAAUGUGAGGGGCAAUGUGCAUCUGCGUAUCGUGACUUUAACUACACGAAAAAUGAGAUCAGAGAACUAUUAGCAUUUGAGACAGUCACUGAUGACGGUGUCAAACAGAAGACCGAAUUGUCACCUGAUGAUAAUUUUGUGAGCUAUCUUAAUCAUUGGAUAGCAGAUGAGAGGAUAAUUUUGGCUAAUUUAUCUGAGGAGAAGGCGAACUCUCAUCGCAGGAGGCGACGCUCGAUUGUCGGAGUAAAUACGCGGUUCCCAAUUGACGACAAGAAGUUCAUUUCAAAGGAACCUUAUUCCGCAGCGGUUAAACUGUCCACCGGUUGUUCGGGGGUUCUCAUCGGGGAACGGUACGUCCUGACCGCAGCGCGUUGCAUCCACGACGGAAGACGCUAUAUCGUGCCGAUCAGGGAGUUAAACAUUGGUUUCCGCCGUCAACGAAGCCUCAAACCAGAGGAAAUAUCUACUGAUGAAUGGGAGAAAGCUUUGAUUUGGAUUCGCGUCGCCAAAGCCUACCUUCCCUACGAUUGGACAAGACUAAAGCAAACCCGGAAUUUACCUCUGGAUAAGGACUAUGCGGUCUUGGCGCUGAAAAGGAGUCCAGAUCGGCCAUACCUCAACGUUAGCGUCGCGAGCUCGGUGAACGUCCCCGAGGAUUCGCAGCUGCACAUGAACGCGCUUGACUCGCCAAACGACGCCGCGCUGUACUACCGCUUCUGUGAUCUACAAGGAGAAACGUCGGAGAUAUUAUAUCAGCAGUGCGACGGCGACAGUGACGCGGUUGGGGCGGGGAUUUAUGUCCGUCGUUGGGACGGUUUGUUGACGCAAUGGACACGGAAAGUGGUUGGUGUCUAUUCGGGAGAGCAAGCUUAUGACCUGGAUGGUGAACAGGUUGUCAAUAACGUUGCAAUACGUAUCACGCCUCUCAAGUUUGCUCAGAUAUGCUAUUGGUUAACAGGCGAUUAUAAUGAUUGUAACGGAUGAGCGGCAGAUAAUAGUACCUUUUAGAUCACAGAAAUGUUUGUAAAUAUGAGCUUAAUUCAUACUGUUUGAUUAUAAAAAAUGUAUUGUUCAGUUUUGAGGUCAUUUUCUGUGAUGAAUAGUAGGAAUAUAGUUUAUGUAUACCAGUGUUGUGCUUGAAGUUUUAUGAGAUGGAAGUGGUCAGGGAAAGUAGAUUGGUAGGCAUGUGUAUGCCUGAAUCAGGUCAUAAAGCAUGUCUGACAUUCUUGUAGCUUGACAAUAAUUUCAUGUGCGGUUUUUUUUAUACCUGUAUAGAUUAGCUAUCGCUGAUUAAUUUGUUUUUCAUGAAAA